GUUUUUCAUCGCGACAUCAAGUGCCCCAACAUCUUGUUGGAUCGCAACGGCACUGCCAAGAUUGCCGACUUCGGCUUGGCUUGCUGCUCCCACUACAAGGAGCAGAAGGUCCAGCAGGCCGCCGGGACCGUGGGCUAUGCCUGUCCGCACUAUGUCAACAAAGGGGUGGUGACAGAGGGCAGUGAGGUUUACUCUUUCGGCAUUGUGCUGCUAGAGCUCCUGACCGCGGCACAGCCGGCCUACCAACUGCCGACACAGGCUCCCGAUAGCGGCGUGCAGUACUGCUUCUUGGUCAGCCAGAUCGGGAACGACGUGCGCGUGGCCGUGCAGAUGGCCGACGCCAAGGCGAAGUUCCCUGGGAACAUCGCCCAGAGCUUCGCAGCGCUCGGGCUCCGCUGCACGGAUUACACGGAGGAGUGCCGGCCGCUUUUUCGGGAGAUCGUGACGAAGCUGAGGGCCCUCUUGAACACUCCCGAGGCCCCGGCGCCGCCACCUCCUCCAGAGCCCGAGGCGUCUGCGCGACCCACCGCUCCGCAGCGCCCACAUGAGCCUCAAUCCUUUCAAGACCGCCACGGCUACCAGAGCCCUCUGGAGCUACAGGGCUUUGACAUCCGCCACAACCAGCGCCCACAGGCCUUUGAUGGCCGCGGCUACCAGCCCCAGCUUCAAGGUCUCGACACGCUUCCGGGCUUCCAUCCCAGCUCGGAGGAGGAGAGGCGGCCCUCGGUACACCGCCAAGCUUCCGCGCAGGAACGCUUCCAAGGCAUCUCGGUGCAAGUGAAUUUGCUUAGUGGGCCGCCGAGCCCUGCCAGCCUUCAGCUAGCGCCCGGCGCUGGCCGACCGCUUGGCCCCGGCCCCCCGCUCCAACCGGGGCUCCAAGCGCCCAGCCGGGCCUUGCUCUGGACCCUCGAGUGCGUGAAGUCGGAGUGCAGCUCCGAUCUGUCGGCCAAGCCCAAGGACCAAAGAGUCCUGGCACACUGGAGAGACAUGCUCCCCUACGAAAGGGACAUGGCCCACGCCUUGCCCCACUAUCGUUUCGGCCGUUUGUUUCAGAACGACUUCUGCCGAGUAAUGCUUCCGAACGAUCACUUCUUCUCGCAAGUGUCGCGGGAGCACUUCCAGAUCUGGGCUCAAGAGUGGCCGGAUCUGGGCUUUGAGUUCAAGGGCCAGCCUUGCUCCUUUUUCCUUACGAACUUCGGCACCGUUGGGACCGUGGUGGACGGCCAAGUUCUCGACACGAAGGGGCAGCAGGCCGCCCUGCACCACGGCAGUCGCAUCGCCCUGCUCCGGAAUGCAACGGACAACGGGCGGGAAUCAAAGGUGGAGUUCUUGGAGUUCAUCUUCAGUCUGGAAGGGUCUGUCCUGGAGGAUGCAGACGAAAUCUACGAGGCUGUGCCAGGUUCUCGGAGGAGUUGCGAUGCACCUUCCGGGCCUCUUCUCGGAGGCGUUUGUCCUUCGACGGAGACGGAGAGGUGCGGUGACGCCGUGCAAGGCGGCAUGUCCUUCGCAGGCACCGAUGUGGAACCAGUCUUCGUCCUCGAGUUGGGCGGCACUGCUCUUCGUGCCGGUGUGCCACGCGAGAACUUCCGCGUGCUCCACGGGCCUUCGGCCUCGGCCAUCGCGUCGGCGCCCAGCUGCGAGGUGCCGUGCCCGCCCCUGACCUUGGGCAGCCGACUCCAACCAGGCUUCUGGAAGAGGAUCCUGACGGAUGAUGCGAGGGGGCUCUUGGCAGAGCAGCACUUGCGGAUCGAGGUGGAAGAGAGCCUGGAGGGUCCGGAGCAAAAACGCUUCUACUUGAGGAAUCUCAGCGAGCUGUCUCUCAAAGUGGAGGGAGCGCCGGAGGGGCAUGACAGCACGCGCCUGCCGGACGAGGACGGGCGAUGGCAGCUGCACGACGGAGACAGCGUUCUGCUGAACCUGUGCAAGGGUAGCUCCAUGUGGAUGUGUUUCCGGGAGUUCGCCGCCAAGGCUCAGCCGAUCUGA
Symbiodinium necroappetens is the source of this 1983-nucleotide messenger RNA. Lineage: Eukaryota; Dinophyceae; Suessiales; Symbiodiniaceae. The record is from the annotation of a GenBank genome assembly.